Molecule: messenger RNA, 222 nt
Organism: Echinostoma caproni
Lineage: Eukaryota; Metazoa; Platyhelminthes; Trematoda; Plagiorchiida; Echinostomatidae
Source: the annotation of a GenBank genome assembly
AUGCUAGGGUGUAAACACGCUCUCGUAACCGCAUGCCAACCGGCUGCAAACGGUCUAGUCGAGCUUUUCCAUAAACAACUCAAAGCAGCUCUCAAGGCUCAGCCCGAGUCAGAAUUGUAUGAAACUCUUCCACUUGUCCAGCUAGGCAUUCGGAAUACGAUGAAAACCGACUUGAAGACUACACCGGCUGCACUGGCCUUGGGUUGCAAGUUACGUUUUUAA